UCUUGGUUUUAAGUUUUUAGCGCUCUCUGGAUAUACGUGAUCAUAAAAAUUUGACCAAAUAUGUCGGGUGUACAACCGGGAAAAAUGCCAUGGCAAAAUUUCGACUGGCCGCCAGAGCAGCAGCGCAUCAUCUAUCGCAGCUGGGGGCAAUACUUCUCACGUCUGAGGAUGAAUGCGCAGGCGCAGAAGUAUUUCAACAGCUGCAUCGAUUCGCGCGACUCUGGCGACUAUCGGACACUCUACCUGCGUAGCAAAUUCCAUCGAACGGUGGCGCGCGGUGAGGAUGCGCUGCUGGACAUUGAACGGGCUGCCGCAAUGCCCGGCGUCCGUGAGACUGAACUGAACCUGGAGCUGGCCGAUGUGAUGUAUACAAUGAAUCGUUUCGAGGACAACAAAAUGAUGCUGCACGACAAUGUGGUUAAGCAUAUUGGCAGCUCCAUGGAACCCUUCAAAAAGCGGUUGGCCAUUGUGAACGAAAAUUUCCGGGACAAUUUGGGCCCGGCUCUAGGUCCGUUCUUCCUCAAAAGCGUCUUUGGCAAUAACACGUAUAAUUUGCCCAAAUCGAAGAUAGUCGAUGAUCGACCCCAUUGGAAGAUCCUAAAGGAGGAGGGCGAAUGUGAUGUGCAAAGUGUGGUAGACAAGGAGGAAAUAACUUUCUCGCCACUGGAGGGGGCACGUCGUCGACGAAUGAGUAAAAUCUUCUAUCAGAAGUAUCUGGAUCGCGCCUGGGUUGAUAUUAUCUUUAUGAAUGCUCUGCGGAAGAGUCCAGUGCUAUUUCUGGACCAAUGCACGCCGAAAUAUACGAAGCGUGCUGAAUCGCUUAAUCGUUCGUAUGAACGCGUCCGACAGCUAACCAGUAUGCUGCAUCGUCGGAGCCCCAUGUACAACGAGGUUUACCAGCAGCAGCGUGAUCCCAAAUUGAUGACCCAGUUCAAGGAGGCAAAUCUCUUCCGGGUGCAGUAUCAGACGCGUCGCAAUCUGCUUAGCAUAUUGCGCACCAUACGAUCCCUUCGUGUACGCGGCGAGUCAAAGCGCCUCCGCGACUUCGUGCGUGAUUUGAUGGGGGAAUACGUUGUGCUAAAAACAGGUCGUGUCUUGCCCUGGAAGUUUGAAUUUGUAAACGAGGUGUACAACAACUUGGCGCUGAGCUUGUGCCAGGAAUACCGCCUGCCUACAAAAAAAGUAACGCCCUAUAACAAGAACGCCCUGUGCCAGUUGCUAAACAUGCACAUAUUGAAGCCUGCCGAGUUCCAGGAGUUUGUUUUUGGCAAUCGUGCUACAUACGACGAAGGAGAUGGUGGCAAGCCGGAGCAGAAAAUGCACAAACGAUUCAUCGCUCAGUUGGAGCAACGCUUGUCCUUCGCCAAUCAUCACAUCGAGCGCGCCUAUCUACUCCAUGAGUUGUCCGAACGGCACUUGCUGCAGAAUCAUUUUAUGCAGUCGCUAUCCUUUGCGAAAAGGGCGAUCGAGGAAGCGCGUAGAUGCAACAGCGUCAUUUGGGAAUUCUUGUGCACCAUGUUGCUGGCCAAAUCCCAUGCCGUGCUGCACAAAUACGAGCGCCAGACAGAGGUUCUUAAUGCUGCCUACAAUCUGGCCAAGCGGCUCAAGUCUCCACAAUUGUGCACCUUCAUCGAACUGUGUCGCAUGCUCAACAAGGACUACAUAACACUCAGGAAGAUGUCACAGUUGGAGGCGGGAAAACGGUUGCGUCAUAAGUUGUUCAAUCGCGGCUCCAGUCCCUCGCCGAGCACCCGUUCGCUGAUGCGGGAGAGGCAGUCAAUAGAUAAGGAGGUGGCAGCACGUUCCAGUGACGCAAAUGCUGACUCCAAUGCGGAACAGACUUUGCGUCACUGGACGUACAGUGACCUACAAUCGUGAUCGCCACGCAAAUAUUUUAAACUUUAAAUUUACAUUAAGAAAAAAUUUUAAAACUCAAAUUAUGUAAA
Molecule: messenger RNA, 1946 nt
Organism: Scaptodrosophila lebanonensis
Lineage: Eukaryota; Metazoa; Arthropoda; Insecta; Diptera; Drosophilidae
Exons: 4
Coding region: 61-1878 (605 amino acids)
Molecular function (GO): protein binding
Source: RefSeq, a predicted model, not a curated record